Messenger RNA from Racocetra persica, 122 nucleotides. NCBI's taxonomy places the organism in Eukaryota, Fungi, Glomeromycota, Glomeromycetes, Diversisporales, Gigasporaceae. The record is from the annotation of a GenBank genome assembly.
UGAAAGUCACUCUUUAUAUACACUUCCGUUAAGAUUACAGUUUAUGAAGCAAUUAAACGAGGAUAAAGUAAUGAAUGAAAAAGAUGUAGUAAUGGGAAGAAAUGAAACGGUGUUGUGUAAGG